This is a messenger RNA of Xenopus laevis (African clawed frog), 2611 nucleotides long. RefSeq names its product Scm polycomb group protein like 4 L homeolog (gene scml4.L). Gene Ontology annotation, molecular function: chromatin binding; histone binding. NCBI's taxonomy places the organism in Eukaryota, Metazoa, Chordata, Amphibia, Anura, Pipidae. The transcript has 9 exons. Gene Ontology annotation, biological process: negative regulation of DNA-templated transcription. The record is from RefSeq and is a predicted model, not a curated record. Gene Ontology annotation, cellular component: nucleus. The coding region runs from base 341 to 1663 and encodes 440 amino acids.
CUUUUAAAAGCCAGUGGUUGGCUGGUUUUCCGGACAUGAUGUGGUUGAAGCUGUCAUCGUAAUGGAAAUUCAUUGCUGUAGCUAUGGUAAAUCGAGUUUUCUGCCUGUGCUGAAUGCAUUAGUCUAAUGAGAUGUUUGCAGCUGGAGAGCUGAGCUGCUGGAGACUUUCAGUUUGCUAGCAGACAGGGAGAAGAUGGCUUUUGCGAGGGUCUGUGUGCAUGUGCUGGCAAUCAUCUGUCCUUCAAAUCAAAACAACAGUGAUCAGUAAGGAGACUGACAGCUGCUCUGCAAAGGCUAAUAGGUUCUGUGUUCUCUAUAAAGUGAGUGACUAUAUUAAAAGAUGCAGUCUCCAAGAAUACCUGGCAGAAAACGAGGAAGACCUCCACUUCAUUCAAACCCUUUGAAGAUGGCUGUCCAUAAUCUCUACAUUGGUUCAGCUGGAUCUAUUCCAACGGUAAAAAUUCCAAAGAAAAGAGGCAGAAAGCCAGGUUUUAAGUAUAUGAGGGCUCCUGUUCCACUGUUCAACUUACCUGAUGAAGGGUCCAUAGCAAAGUCGAAACGUUGUUUCUCUCUGCAUGCCCUCACAAUAAAUCUUCAAGCAUUGCAUCUUCGGAGUCUGAAGUCUCGUGUUGUUAUGACCCCAUUAGCAAUUUCUCCUCCUCGCAGCACUCCAGAGCCCGAUAUUAGCUCUAUUCCCCAGGAUGCAGCUACUGUGCCCAACUCUGCUGUUCCACAGGCUCUUACAGUUUGCAUAUAUGUGAACAAGCAAGCCAACACAGGACCUUAUCUUGAUAGAAAAAAGGUUCAGCAACUGCCUGAUCAUUUCGGGCCAGAGAGGCCUUCUGUGGUUUUACAGCAAGCAGUUCAAGCCUGCAUUGACAGCGCUCAUCAGCAAAAAAGUGUCUUCUCCCUGGUGAAGCAAGGCUAUGGAGGGGAAAUGGUAUCAGUUUCUGCAUCAUUUGAGGGCAAGCAGCACCUACUUAGCCUUCUCGUGGUGAACAGCAUUGGUUACGUCCUUCGUUUCCUGAAAAAGCUUUGUCGUAGCCUCAUCUGUGACAACCUGUUCAGCAAUCAGCCGUUCAUUCAGUACAGCACCGCAUCAGACAACCCAAAAGAAUAUGAUACAGGGAGGAUGGAGUCAGCAGAAACAGUAAUACCAGAAGAUUACUUGGUGGAUCCUGUGAACACAAAAAGGUAUAACGUGGACCCAUCAGAUUCUGCUUACAACUAUAUAGGCUCUGUUUAUCCUGCGAGGCAGAACUCUGGAGAAGGACGUCUUGGUGGAGCAUCUUGCAACCAUCGCUCUUCUGGGGGGCAAUCAUCUGUGGGUUUAAGACGGCAGGCAUCAAGCCCCACGAGUCAUGGAUCUUAUAUGGAGGGGAACAGAAGUGCCUCUAGUCCUGUGCCUGAAAACCAGGAGGCGUGUAGACCAAUGAGCAAAGACCCUUCUAACUGGAGUGUUGAAGAUGUUGUGUGGUUUGUGAAAGAUGCUGAUCCUCAGGCUUUAGGGCCUCAUGUCGACCUCUUUAGAAAACAUGAAAUUGAUGGCAAUGCUUUGCUGCUGCUGAAGAGUGACAUGGUCAUGAAAUAUUUGGGACUUAAACUUGGGCCUGCCCUGAAGCUCUGCUACCAUAUCGAUAAGCUGAAACAAGCCAAGUUCUGACAGUACCAGUUGGUACUAGUGUAGUGCUUUCACAAUAUACGGUACAUAUUGCCUUAUUUAAUUAAGAAAAAAGGCCAUUCUGAUGUUUUUUUUAUUGCCACUUUUUGUUGCUUUGGCUUCUGUUUUGAAAUAAGCAUAUUUCCUUCUUAUUUAUUGAAAAACAUUUAUAAUGUAUAACAGCCUGAAAAUGAUUGUACUAAACGUGGCUGUAUUCCUCAUCGAUAUUUGACCAUAAAAGCUGGUAAAGUGACCUGAUUUGUUUAAUCUUGUUUUUUAUAGGCAUGCAGCAUGAAAUACAACUGAUAUAUAUCACUAGUGACAUUUAAUAUAAAUGUUACUAUGGCAGCUGCAAAAUUCUUUGCCCCAUUACUAUAGUAACAACAAAAUGUCUUUUACAGACAGUGUAAAGAGAUUGAUGGGUAUAUUUGAGCAGUUUAAUGAGUUUUUAAGUAUCUUCUAAAGCCAGUACAUAAAAGAGACGGCUUUCUAUUUUUUCAAAUCAAAGUACUAAUAUAAAUAAGUUGCUACGUGUUCCUAUUGCCACUCAGUUUUAUGAAAUUAUAAAAAUGCUUCUGGCAGCUGACUGGCAGGGCCGCUCCUGCCAUAAGGCAAGGUGAGAACCUUGCUUCAAGUGACAUGGAGCAGCCAGUUACCAGGGGCUGCAAAAAGCCGUCCCUGGUAACUUUGAGAGCCGAAAUUUCAGUUUUUCAAGAUCCGUUUUGCAAUAGCGCUCCCUGCACUAGUGAUGCGGUCCCCCCUGGACCCGCACCAACGCUAAAUGUUAAAAGCGCAGAGCGGGUGGGUGGGGGCAGAGUUGUUGCUGUUGACAUUGAUUGCUACCAUUUUGAUUUGUGGAAAUGUGCUUUGCCUUAAAGGAGAACUAAAUCCUAAAAAUGAAUAUGACUAAACAUGCCAUAUUUUAUAUACUAAACUUAUUACACCAGCCUA